This is a messenger RNA of Acanthocheilonema viteae, 1275 nucleotides long. The record is from the annotation of a GenBank genome assembly. NCBI's taxonomy places the organism in Eukaryota, Metazoa, Nematoda, Chromadorea, Rhabditida, Onchocercidae.
AUGUCCAUCCACGCAGUAGCAUGUCGCAUUGUUGCCAAAAGGCUUGGUGGAGCUGUUCCUAGCACUUCAGAUGGUAUCAUUAUCAGCUUUCUCUCAACAGUGAGAUGGAAGAAUAUUGGUAACAUACGUAAUUUUUCCAGUGAUACGCAGUUUGCUUUUGCAACAGAAUUGCAGAAUCUUCCCAUUGUUCAAUGGUUCGACCGAUCGGUAAAAACAUCGUGUAGUUAUGCACAAAGUUUGAUUGAAAAUUCUGGCUUAAGUAAUACUCCGCUUGAACAUCUGGGGCUAUAUACCUGGUGGAAACCAUCAUCGUGGUACCGAGUGUUCUUGGAAUAUCUACAUACCAACUACGAGUUGUCUUGGCUUGCUACUAUAAUAUGUGGUACUGUAUUGAUUCGAAUAGCUACACUCUAUUUGCCGGCUUUAAUUUUGUGGAAGAGAACGAGAUUCGAAAAAGUCAGGCGUCCAUUUCUACAUCGAAUUCAGAGUCGAGUUGGUUCGAUCAUAUUGUACUCUUCAAGUGCUGGGAUUUUCUUGACUCAGUACUGCUGUAUUAAGAAAAUGGCCGAAGUUGUUUAUCCGAGCUGGACGACAAGUGGAGUGUUAUCGUUCACUGAUCUAACAGUAUCCGAUCCAACUUUUUUGUUACCCACCCUAACUGCUAUUUGUUUAACUUUCACAAUUAAGAAAUGGAUUGAAACAUUGCAAAUGCAAAAAACAGUAAGCAAUUGGAUGAUCGGAUUAAAGUCAAAUAGUACGAUAUAUCCAAUCGCUGCAUGUUCAUUUUUCGUUGCUAAUAACGUCCCUUCGGCUGUGUGUAUUUAUUGGAUUACUUCGAGCUUAAUUAGUAGCGUGCAUGCAAUGAUGUUGAAAACUGAUGCAGUGCGUUCUUUUUUACAUUUGCCUGAUGUUCAUUCAAAUCCCGUGGAAGCUCGACGUAUCGAAUUGUUAAACUAUAUUUCUGAGACGAGGCGGAAUAGAGUAAAUGAAACAUUGGAAGCCCAGAAGAGAGUUGCUGAAAUUGAGAAAAUUCAAAGUGAUCAAAUAUCUAAAUCUUUUGUGAAAGAAACAGAAAAUAUUGGUCUUGAAAAGGAUUUGCUUUUUCGAGAAUUCUGGAGAGAAGAUACUCUAUCGUCUUCAAAGAUUGCUGAAUUAAUGGAGCAGUGCAUACAGGAAGCAGUACGAGAAAGUAUGAUGAUGAAACCUGGAAAACCAAAUUCCAUUACAAGAACUAAUUCCCGGAAAUUUGAAAUCGACAAAAUUACAGCAGGCUGA